AUGAAAAAAUAUCUAAAUUCUUUGAAAUUAACAAAAAAACAGAAAGAUAAUCGUUUUAGUAAAAACAAUAUUGAUAAAAUUCUAAAUGAUAUCACGGAAGAAAUUGCUAUGGAGGCUUUUUCUACUCCGCCACCUCAACCCCUUGUUCAUGCAGUAAUGGACAAAGUUAAAUGUACUCGUGAAAGUCUCUUUGUUGGAGGACGUUAUAUGAAAUUAUCUCGUAAAUUGAGCCAAACUCCGUGGUUUGUAAAUGGACAGAAAAAAAUGGAAACUUCUGUUCAAGAUAUACUCUGUAAACAGAUUGUAAACUAUACUCGAGCUGAAUCUUUUAAAUUCCUCUCUUCUGGUCGAGAAGACAUUGAUGUGCGAACAAUAAAUAUCGGGAGGCCUUUCGCAAUUGAACUAAUAAACCCUAAAAUCACAAUAUUUUCCAGUGAGACAUUCCGAAAGCUAGUUGUACAAAUAAAUGACUCGUCAGAGCUAGUCAAAAUCAGUUCUUAUUUAAGAAUAUUAUCACCGUAA
Molecule: messenger RNA, 522 nt
Organism: Cotesia congregata
Lineage: Eukaryota; Metazoa; Arthropoda; Insecta; Hymenoptera; Braconidae
Source: the annotation of a GenBank genome assembly